CUUCUCUUGCAGAUUGAUAGGCAGCAGUUUGAAGAGACUGUCCGGACGCUGAACAACCUCUAUGCAGAAGCUGAAAAACUUGGGGGCCAAUCCUACCUUGAAGGAUGUCUCGCCUGCCUGACUGCCUACACCAUCUUCUUGUGCAUGGAAACGCACUACGAAAAGGUUCUAAAGAAAAUUGCCAAGUUCAUUCAGGAACAGAAUGAGAAGAUCUAUGCUCCUCAGGGCCUCCUUCUGACAGACCCCAUCGAAAGAGGACUAAGAGUUAUUGAAAUUACCAUUUAUGAAGACAGAGGUAUGACCAGCGGAAGAUAAAACUGUGGAGUCUCAGAUAGCUCAACAGUGGACUUGCUGUAUCAAAGUUCCCCUACCUCCUACUUUAGAGCAUCAUUCCUUUCUUUGCUGCCAGAUCCACAGUGCCAUCUACUACAAGGACUAACUUCCUCAAACUGCUCCACGUGAGGUGACCCAGCUGGUCAGCAUCCAUUUUGUGGCCAACUUUUAAGCAAUGAGACAAUGAGAUCACUUUUUAGGUGUGUUUUGGUUUUAAGGGGGGCGGGUGUCCCCCAGAAAAAAAGCAGAAGUGGUAAAGCUAUUUCUGAAAGAAAUGGGGCACUUUGCCCAGCAGCAGGCUAGUUUUAGUCACGUACGCACAGUGCUGUUCCUCCCUAGUUCUUAAACCCUUCUGCCCAUCAGAAGCUCUGGAAAGCUGCAAGCUGGAGUUGGGAAUUUCCUUCCCUCCAGGUCAGUGUUGGAGUGAGGGGAUGCACAGUGCCCCUGCCUGGCGAGAAGGGACUCAAGGCAACGAGCGUUUAAUGCUUCCCGUGCUGAUUCUCAUGGAAAACCCGAAGGCAAAGUGUUCCUUGUUUUCAGUGUUUCAGUUGUCCCUAGGAAGGGGAGGAAUAGCUGGACUUUGAAUACUGGUGGUUUUUUUACUACUGUAUCCGUGCUGUUAUUGCAUCUGUCAGUGCUCGCCAGAAGAGGGGGUCUAUUCAUUCAGAAGCCAGUAAGUACAUUAAAAUGGAUGCUGAACCAAUAAACAUAACGACACCUACCCUUCCUCUGAUUAAUAUGUGAAGUGUAAAACUGUUUCUUUAUGGAUUUAUUAUCUAUAAUUUAUAAGGAAAACACUGAUUUCACAAACUGUUAGAUAUCGUGUAAGAUGGUUUCUUAAUCCUGUCUGCUGGCACACUCUUGGCAAGUAGAACUGUGCAUUAGUAUCCCCCCUGCAUCGACAUUCCUCAGCAGUACCUGCCAAAGUAAAGUUCCUACAAACCAAGCUGGCUUAAUAUCGUAUCCUUUUCCCUUAUCAAAGCAAGGAUGUCCAGGGUUUGAACGUCACUGUCCAGCUGUAGAAGGAAUCCAAGGAGCUAGGAAAGCAGCAUGGGAGCGCUCUGGCUGUCGGUGGCACUGCAGGUGCUAAUUCUGGAUCUGAAAUUCCAGCUUCUUACUCAGCCACUGAUUAUUUUUUUGUUUCUUUUGAUAUUUAAUAUUUUAAUUGUAUAAAACUUGUUUUUUUUCUAAACUGUAACAGUGUUUGCCUUUCACAUCUGUUGCGAUAUUGGCAGAAGGACUAAUGGAUUAGUAAAUCUUUUCUUAAACC
Molecule: messenger RNA, 1603 nt
Organism: Pezoporus occidentalis (night parrot)
Lineage: Eukaryota; Metazoa; Chordata; Aves; Psittaciformes; Psittacidae
Gene: GOLGA7
Product: golgin A7
Exons: 4
Biological process (GO): protein targeting to membrane; peptidyl-L-cysteine S-palmitoylation; Golgi to plasma membrane protein transport
Cellular component (GO): Golgi stack; palmitoyltransferase complex
Source: RefSeq, a predicted model, not a curated record